AUUUCACUUCUGUCGUCGAGACUCGAGAUAGAGAAAAAGGUCGGAACCGGCAGCAAUAAUACCCGGGAAGGAAAGAAGAGAUCUUCUUGAACUUCUCAUAUACCUGCCGUGUCCGUACGGACCCGCCACUAUAAAUAGCUGUACGCCGAAAGUCAGAAAGCGUUUCGUUCGACCGUGCUCCGCUCCUCUUGUUGGAGUCUUUAGCGCUCCCUCUCCAUCUCUUUGCAGAAAUGGCGAUGGCGAGGGCAAGCUCUGGCCUCGCUUAUCCAGAGAGAUUUUAUGCCGCAGCUUCAUAUGCAGGGUUUGGCGGAUCUCCGAGUUCUUCCAAAGGCGUGAUCUCGAAGUUCCAGAACGACGUAGCAUUGUUACUCUACGGACUGUAUCAACAAGCAACUGUAGGACCCUGUAAUGUUCCGAAACCACGAGCUUGGAAUCCUGUGGAGAGCAGCAAGUGGACGAGUUGGAAUGGGCUUGGAAACAUGGCUUCAACAGAGGCGAUGCGCCUUUUUGUGAAAAUCCUGGAGGAAGAAGAUCCGGGGUGGUAUUCAAGAGUUCCUGAGUAUGUUGUCGAGCCUGUUGUAGAUGUGGAGAUGAAUACUCAAAAAUUUGAAGUUGUCACUCAGAAUGGGGACUCUUUUCCUGAGCCAAAGACUAUUUCCGCUGAAAAUGGGAGUCUAUUGGAGACUCAAGAUAAGGAUGUUGUCUUGGAGGGCCUUGGUUCAGUUGGGGUUUAUGAUCAAUGGAUUGCACCUUCUAUAUCUGGUCAACGUCCAAAAGCCCGAUAUGAGCACGGAGCAGCAGUGGUUCAAGAUAAAAUGUAUAUUUUUGGUGGAAACCAUAAUGGUCGUUACCUUAAUGAUCUCCAGGUUUUGGAUUUGAGAAGUUUGACAUGGUCCAAGGUAGAGAUUAGGGCGGGAACUGAGUCUUCAGAAUCUUCAUCUCCAGUACUAUCGGCCCCAUGUGCUGGUCAUUCCUUGAUACUGUGGGAAAAUAAACUUCUUUCCAUUGCGGGACAUACAAAGGACCCUUCUGAGACUGUAACAGUGAAGGCGUUCGAUCUGCAAACGUGUACGUGGUCAACCUUAACGACUUAUGGAAAAGCACCGGUCUCACGUGGUGGUCAGUCAGUCACUCUAGUUGGUACAACAUUAGUCAUGUUUGGUGGUGAAGAUGCAAAGAGAUCUCUCCUGAACGAUCUGCAUGUUCUUGAUCUUGAGACCAUGACCUGGGAUGAAAUUGAUGCUGUGGGAGUCCCUCCUUCUCCAAGGUCAGAUCAUGCUGCUGCAGUGCAUGCAGAGCGGUACCUUCUUAUCUUUGGUGGGGGUUCACAUGCUACAUGCUUUAAUGAUCUGCAUGUUCUUGACUUGCAGAGUAUGGAAUGGUCAAGACCAACUCAACAAGGUGAAAUACCUACUCCACGGGCUGGACAUGCAGGUGUUACAGUUGGAGAGAACUGGUUCAUUGUUGGUGGAGGUGAUAAUAAGAGUGCAGGUGUCUCAGAAACUAUUGUCCUUAACAUGUCUACACUUAUUUGGUCAGUUGUAACUACUGUUCAAGGUCGUGUGCCGCUUGCUAGUGAGGGACUGAGUUUGGUCCUGAGCUCCUACAAUGGUGAAGAUAUUCUUGUGUCAUUUGGAGGAUACAAUGGGCGCUACAGCAAUGAGGUUCAUGUUCUAAAACCAAGCCAUAAAUCAACCUUGCAAUCAAAGAUAAUGGAGAGCCCCAUACCAGACAGUGUUGCUGCCCUUCACAAUGCAACAAAUGCUACCAGAGAUGUGGAAUAUGAGUUUGAAGCUGGUCAGGAAGGGAAAAUACGGGAAAUUGUAAUGGACAAUGUUGACUCAAAUCCCAUGAACAUCAAAAGCAAAGAGAGCAGUGAUCAGCUUAUAGCAGCCUUAAAAGCAGAGAAAGAAGAAUUAGAAGCAUCACUCACAAAAGAGCAGUUACAAUCCCUUAAGUUGAAGCAAGAGUUGACGGAGGCUGAAACACGAACCACGGACCUUACAAAGGAGCUUCAAUCCGUCCGUGGUCAACUUGCUGCCGAGCAGUCAAGAUGUUUUAAGCUUGAGGUUGAUGUUGCGGAACUACGACAGAAGGUUCAAGCAAUGGAUACCUUGCAGAAGGAACUUGAGUUGCUCCAACGGCAGAAAGCUGCUUCUGAGCAAGCUGCCUUGAAUGCGAAGCAGAGGCAGAGCUCAGGUGGGGUUUGGGGAUGGCUUGCAGGAACCCCUUCUAACCAGAAAAUUGUUGACAUCUAAAAGUCUCAAGCACAUACAUGGUAGUCUCUUCUUUCAUUUUCAUUUUCAUUUUCCUUUUUCUUCCUUUAAUAUCUCUUUUUAUAACUUGGUUCUUUAUAGUGAUAGCAAUAAAUCAUCAAGUUUUCAGUUUGUUAGCUGGAAGCCUAGGGGAAUUUGCUUCGUCAUAUUUUAUUAGUUAAUCUAUAGUUGUGAUGCGGAAUUUUAUUAUUUUUCUUCUUGUUAUUCUAAUACGAUUUGUCAUCUAUUGGAAGAGCAUUCGAGUGAAGCAACAAUUCUUGUUUGUCUGUUUCUCCACCGGGAUUGGAUGAGGAAAUUUAUAUUUGAUUCGAAGAACGUAUUUUAGUAUUAUUA
Molecule: messenger RNA, 2609 nt
Organism: Nelumbo nucifera (sacred lotus)
Lineage: Eukaryota; Viridiplantae; Streptophyta; Magnoliopsida; Proteales; Nelumbonaceae
Product: acyl-CoA-binding domain-containing protein 4-like
Biological process (GO): lipid transport
Cellular component (GO): cytosol
Molecular function (GO): protein binding; fatty-acyl-CoA binding
Source: RefSeq, a predicted model, not a curated record